CGCAGCGUGCGGCGUGCGCCCGCGCGAGGGGGCGCGGCGGGGAGGAAGCCCCGCCUCCGGCGGCGGCAAAAGGCGCUGUGGUUGGCCGGCGGCGCUGCCGCUCAGAGCGGGGUCGAGGGUCAGAGUGCGCGGAGUUUCAGAUGCCUCUGGAUGUUCAAUGAUAGCACGCCUCCAUACUGGAGCAGCAAGGUUUCCCCAAAACUUACUUCCAAGGGCAAGACAAGCUGUGUGCUCCCUCCUCCCGCCUGGUGUUCUCAAAGGGUACAGCUCCAUCGUAAGCAGGAAACUGGCGUCCCACGGCUUUGGAGCUUCCAUGGCAGCAAUGUCAUCCUUCCCUCCACAGAGAUAUCACUACUUCUUAGUGCUGGAUUUUGAGGCUACAUGUGAUAAACCACAGAUUCAUCCUCAGGAAAUCAUCGAAUUCCCUAUCCUGAAGCUGAAUGGCAGGACGAUGGAGAUCGAAUCCACCUUUCACAUGUAUGUUCAGCCUGUGGUGCAUCCCCAGCUUACGCCCUUCUGUACAGAGCUGACUGGGAUUAUUCAAGGCAUGGUGGAUGGGCAGCCGAGCCUCCAGCAAGUGCUUGAGAGGGUUGACGAGUGGAUGGCGAAGGAAGGCCUCUUAGAUCCCAGCGUCAAGUCGAUUUUUGUGACCUGCGGAGACUGGGAUUUGAAAGUGAUGUUACCAGGACAAUGCCAGUACUUAGGGUUGCCGGUUGCUGAUUACUUCAAACAGUGGAUUAAUCUGAAAAAGGUGUUCCUUGAAGUGGCCUUCACAGCUCUCCACCCUUUCAGCCGACGACUACGUCAGGGGAAGAUGGACUUGCGCCUCCCCGCAGCUUCAUUGCAUAUGCACACGCCGUCUGCCCCGGCGGCACGACUGCCUUGGUGAAGAAUCCAAGGGGCUGCUGAUAGCAAUCAUUGAUUAAGAGGGUAAUUGUCCUGAAAAUUCAGAUUGAUCAAAAGGCAGAAAUGAUAACUUGUGUAACUGUGUUUAAAACCACGUCCUGUCAAUAGGGGAGACUGAGACGUGGCGAGCAGAAAGCAGGGAGAAUUGGAUAUGCGAGCGGGUGAGUGUGCCGGUGGUUCGGGGAGGAGGGGGAGCCAUUCUUCCUUGGGGUCCGUAGCAGGAUGUUUCUUGUCACUGACGCUGGGCUAUUGGAGAUUCAAUCACUUUUAUCUUCCCCUCUCUCUCAAUCCAAAUGCCUUUUCAUAUUAGAAAAUUAGAAUCAGCUCUGCUCAUGCAAGAUUUAUUAGCUCUGCUGAGCAAUACCACAGAAGAGUAAAUGAUGUUGCAUUUCAGGGGCUCUUUACACAUUAUGACCAAACUUGCAACUUCUUAAGUAUUCUUCCAUUGAGCCACUGCAGGAUGUGAAAGGAUUGGGAGAGACAAACUUCUCUCUGGAAACAGUUCUGCACCAGUCCGUAUGUCUCUUCUUUAUUAUGGGAAUGAUUGGAUUUGGUUGCUAAUACGGAUCUUUUCUUUGGGCUCUGUUUCUGCUCUUAUUGCUCUGGAAAUCAGACUUGUGUCUGUGAAAUCAGAAUUGUGUCUGUUUAUCGCAUUUUUUUAUUGGUCCCCUUUGUAGCAACACUUUUUGCUUCUAAAAUUCAUAUAUUUGGAGCUCUGCUUCUAGCUGGCGCUCGUUUACAUCUGAGGAAGACAAAUCCUGUUUCCUGCUCAAAUGUUUUCCCUUGUGUUUUGCUUUUUUAAAUGCCUUCUGACCUUACGUCUUACAUGGCUCAUGCUCUCCGUAGUGAUGGUCCUUUGAUCUUAUAGAUGCUAAAGUUCUCUAAAGACAUGAAUGAAUCUAGGCUCAUAACGCCUAACAGAUAUUAUUCUGGGGAUACUGAGGCACGGAUGAGUUAGAAGAUUUUCCUGUGAGUCCAUAUCAGAGAUCGGAAUAGAAAUUAAGUCUCGUGUCUCCUGUUCCUGAGCUUCAGCGACAAGGCUUGUUUGUGAGUCUUUCCAUUUUCAAUUUGCUUUUCAGGCAUUAAGUCCGCACAGCAUCUUUGUGAGGGUCACUCAGCCGCGAGAGUCAGGAUGACUGGCUGUUGGGAGCCUCUGCCUGGGGUGCUGUUCAGGUUUUUCCCCCAUCUUAAAAAUUAAAGCAUUUGAGAUUCACAGUAUUUCACUGAUGAUACACAAAUCCCUCGUGCUCUGCAGUACUCCACCCCUCUCUCACAAUGGGCAUGGUGUAUGUAGCCCCCAUACAAAACCAGUGGCUGUUGUCAAGGUAAACACCAUUUUUCUGCUAGUUCUGGUUUGGAAUGUUCCCAAAAGGGAGCAAAUUUUUCUUCUGCCAUCAUCGUUUAGCAAAGUAGACAGCACCACACAGGGAUGCUGAUACCGCUGCUCAGUGUCUCACACCAAAGCCAACAUUAACAACAGAAGCCGAAAUCAAGCUGUGGAAGGGAACAGUCUGUUCAUAGCUUCAUCUGCUGCCAUCAUCGUGCAGUGGAGCCCAGCACCUGCAGUUGAGCUUCUGCCAGUCUGUUUUCUGUUUGGGUCUGAUGUUUCCUUGACAUGCCCGAGCUGCUGGGAGGAUCGCAGUGCAGACAGGGUGGAGGAGAAGCUGGGGCAGCCUCAUGGGGAGACCCCCUCUCACCCAUCAGCUUAGCCAACAUGGGGCUUCUGCACGGCUCAUCAUUGUGGGCUACAAAUGCUCAGCGUCAUCUUCUGCUUGGCAGGUUUAAAGGGACUUUAUUAACAGGCAGUGCUAAUUACAUUUAAAACAACACUGUACUUGGACCUCUUCAAAUGCCUGUCUAACUUGGCACGAAGUUUUGCCAUUCAUCUUAGCAAAAGGCAUUUCUGAAGAGCUGCUUAAAGCCGUGGCUGCUGGCAGCGAGGCUUCUCCUCGAGUGUUGGUGCUUGGAAGGCGGAUACACUUGACAAGCAGAAGGACUUGACUUUUUCCCCUUUCGUGUACAAGCACUAUGUAUUAUUCAAUGUCUUCUUAAGUCAAUGCUGGGUUAUUAAUCGGUCGCUUCUCUGCAUGUUAAAUUUGCCUGCUAAUUUCGAGGCUCUGAAAAAGGACUGCAGCUAUGAGCUUGCACGGUGUUUUCCUUCCAUGAGCCUCAUGUGUGCAACCUGGGGUGGCUGCACCCCACUGCCUUGGGUUCGGACGUUGUGGUGCUGCUUGUGCGCCAGCCACACAGGGAGGUGAGCUCUGGGUUAUUGACUUAUUGCUGCCAUUUCCAGAUAGUCAGUGAUGGUGGGAGGGAGCAGGGGCAGGGCCACAGCAGUAAAAGCUUUGCUGAAAAUCGAGGAUGAGGCCCCAGCAAGCCACUUCCUAAGGAAUGGGGACACUACAGCCCAAGGUGACACCAGAGAUACGGUGGUGUCCAGGUUUGGGGCAGGCCCAGCCCGGGAGGGGUUUGCUGCAUGAGACAGGUGUUCCCCACCUCCCCUUGGCUCCUGCUCAGUCUGCAGGCUGAUGUAAUGAGUUAUUUGCAGCCAGUUUGGAAACAGCCUCUGAAUGUUGGGGCUCUUCCUCCCCUGUUCCCCAGCCAGGCCUCCAUGCUCUGGUCUCCUCUCCCUCCACGAGCUCUGGCAGUGCCGCCCGCAGUCGGCAAAACACACGGGCCAGCAGCGCCUGCACGUUCCAGGAAUCACGUCAGCUGUCAUUACUUACAUUACCUUGAUCAGUUAUGUCACCGUCCAUCAUCAUGUCUCUCCCAGGAGAUGCUGAGAAAGGAGGAGAGGAGCAGGAAUUAUAAAGCGCUUCUGCGGUGCUCCGCCAAUCCCACCGCUCUGUUGGCUGAACAUCUGUCAUCAGACAGCUUGAAGAGAAGGUGCUUUGUCUGAUGGAUCUUCCCAUUGUAGCUUAACAGCGAGGAACCUUCUGCAACACUGGGACUGCCCCGGGGGAAGAGCGCUGGGGGCUUUUGUGCGGUUUAACAUGAAGGGAAUGAUGCUGCUCCUUGGAAGGAUCUGUGGGACUGCAGGAGAGCCUGCUGGCCAGCUGGGGCUGCAGGCUGGGCUCUCCUGGCUGGGGGCUGCUGCGGAACCAGGCAGAGUUACCAAAACUGUGUCUGGUCUGAGUGGAGCGGAGCUCGGACUUGCACGUUGUGCCCACGCGUGACUGCAGAGGAUUCCUGGCCACGUCUCAGGUGGGAGUUCAUCCUCCCUUUGGCCUGGCGCUCCAAAUUCUCUGAAUGAGAAUGAGAGUUGGCUUUUGAUUAAGGAAGCUUCUUAUUUCUAAUGGAAAAUGAUCUGGAAAGUUUCCAGCCCUGGUUGAUUUGGGACUCUGGCUCCAGUUCCAGCAGCAAGAGUCGCUUCGGCUGGGGGAGAACACAUGGCGGUAGCUGUGUCUGUCUCUGGUGGCAGAGCCCAUGGUGUCACAAGUGGUGGGGAGGAUGGUUUGUCUGUCUGGCUGCCUCAUUUGUGCUUGAACUCAAGGUGGGUUUGAGAGGAUAAGGAGGAAUGUGGCCAGGAGGUGCUCCAUGGUCAUAAAUCCAGGUUUCCCAAGGCUUGUGUGACUAUGUCUGUCAUGGCUGAAAGCGAGAAUGGUUCAAGAAACACACAUCACCCGGCAGGAUGCACUGGGAGGUGGGGAAGGCAGUAGCAGCUGCCUCUCUGGAUUUCUUGCUGUGUGCAUGUUGAUCCUGGCACUAUGACUUUGGGAGAAACACCACGUGCUAAGCACAGCGCUCACAAUUUCAUUUCUGUUGGCUGGGCGGGGGCUGAGGGUGGUUUGGCAGCAGCUGGACCUCAUCAAGUGUCAGGAGGUGGGUGUUCAGCCCAGCUGGCACUUGGCUGUGUCUCUGCAGAGAUCGGGGAGCUGGAGAGGAGGAAAGCCCGAGCAGGAGGGGGCUGAAGUGGGCGAGAGAAGUUUCAUGGUUCUGUAUGUUUCUCCUUGGCACGGCUCCAUCAAAGGCCAGAAGAUGGGCUGUUAGAACACACAGAGGAGCUGGCUGGUACACGGGUGCUGCCUUGGGUGUGCGUGUGGGGAGGUCAUGGGUGGCUGAAGCAGCUGGUCUCAGAGCUGUUCGAGCCAUCUUGUGCGAGUACAACCAGCAAGGUCUGACCUGUGAUCCAUCCUGCCACUUGAAGAACUUGCAUUAUACAGAAGCGAUGCUUUCUGUGAGCUGGGGGUAUCGCUGCUGUUACUUUUAGCUGGGUUGGAAGAGCUCUUGCUGUCCCCAGCUCUAGGUGUAGGCUUUGUUGUGCUGGAUGGCCCAGGUGCGUGGAGCCUGCCAAGCAAAGGAAAGACGGCGGAAGGUACAUGGACCAGGGGAGAGUUGUUCUGGACGUGGGUUUCUGUGGUGGGGGGACAGCGAGUGAAGUGAGUAAAUACGUGCUAUAAACAUGUUCAGAGCAUCGCUGCGUGAAGAACCCAGCACAGCCUUUUUGAGUAAAUAGAAAGAGAGCCUGGGUUCAGUUCAUAUGUCUGUUUUCUUUUCUUUUCUUCUUCUGGUCAACUGUGGCUGUAGAUAAGAGUUUUCUAUUUGAAGUUCAGAAGGGAAGGGAAAUCCAUUGUUAGAAGAAGAGACUUUCUUUUUGCUUGAUAUCUAUCUCCAGCGACACAGCGGAGAAGGAAAAGAUUUGCUAUGAUAAAGGUAGCUUUAAAAAAAAAAAGAAAACACCACAUUGAGUGUUGCUUUUCUCUGUACUUCAAAGCCUGGAGUAAUAUGGAACAGUGUAAAAGAAGAGAGAAAAAACCACAACCUAGCCCAGCCUCUGCACAGGGGCUGUGAAUACAGAGCCAGAAUAAAGCAUCAUCCUGGCCAGAAAUCCAGCGCUCUGCCCCAGCCAUUCAUCUGGGUUUGGCAUGGGGUUAUUCCGUGUGCCCAGCACCUGCCGGGAGUCCACGGGGAUGGGCUGUGGGGGUGCUGGUUGUGGGGGGAGCAGAGGAAACGUUUUGCUGCUGUGCAUCCUAGGGAAGGACUGAACCAAGGGAAGUCACUCGCUGGAAAGAAAAUCAGGCAAGUCUGGAAGCAGUAUGGGAAAAAUGUGCCAAUAAACAUUUAAUUAUUAAAAUAA
Columba livia (rock pigeon) is the source of this 5983-nucleotide messenger RNA. It is a transcript of the gene ERI3, whose product is annotated as ERI1 exoribonuclease family member 3. The record is from RefSeq and is a predicted model, not a curated record. NCBI's taxonomy places the organism in Eukaryota, Metazoa, Chordata, Aves, Columbiformes, Columbidae. The coding region runs from base 158 to 889 and encodes 243 amino acids. Gene Ontology annotation, biological process: exonucleolytic trimming to generate mature 3'-end of 5.8S rRNA from tricistronic rRNA transcript (SSU-rRNA, 5.8S rRNA, LSU-rRNA). The transcript has 7 exons. Gene Ontology annotation, molecular function: nucleic acid binding; 3'-5'-RNA exonuclease activity.